Molecule: messenger RNA, 795 nt
Organism: Wasmannia auropunctata (little fire ant)
Lineage: Eukaryota; Metazoa; Arthropoda; Insecta; Hymenoptera; Formicidae
Gene: Vps25
Product: vacuolar protein-sorting-associated protein 25
Exons: 4
Coding region: 99-626 (175 amino acids)
Biological process (GO): protein transport to vacuole involved in ubiquitin-dependent protein catabolic process via the multivesicular body sorting pathway
Cellular component (GO): ESCRT II complex
Molecular function (GO): structural molecule activity; protein homodimerization activity
Source: RefSeq, a predicted model, not a curated record
UAAAUUACUUCCUCCCCACAUUCCCGAGAUCCGAUGUCACGCGUGACAGGGCGACAGCUGGCUUCCGACACUCAUGCCGUCAGUCGACGACCAAAACAAUGGCAGAGAUCGAGUGGCCCUGGCAAUACAGUUUCCCGCCGUUCUUCACGCUUCAGCCGCACGCGGAUACCAGAGCCAAGCAGAUAGCGGCCUGGAAGAGCCUGGUGCUCGAGUACUAUCGCGUCACGAAGCAGGCGAUCGUGGAUGUGCGUGAGGCGCACACGAAUCCUCUGUUCAAUAACGCCAGCAUUAACAGAAAAUUACCGUCCGAGGCGGUGCUGCUGAUACUGGAGGAAUUAGGAAAGUCAGGAAAUGCGACCCCCCUGGAUAAGACCAAGCAGAGAUGGCUGGUCUACUGGCACACUUUAGAGGAAUGGGGCGAUAUAAUAUAUAAUUGGGCGCAGGAGAACGGCUUCGUUGGCUCGGUGUGCACAUUUUUCGAACUGACACAAGGGGAGGACACGAGUGAGCAAGAAUUCCACGGUUUGGAUACAGAAGUACUGAUCAGAUCACUGAGGACACUCGAGGCAGCGAGAAAGGCAGAGAUUAUUUCAUUCGACGAUAAUCAGGGCGUUAAAUUUUUCUAACGCUCCGAAAGUAAUUGUCACUACUCGUUGAGACUCUCCGACGAGUUACAGAUAUAUGUAAAUUGUAUUUAUUAUUGCAUACCUAUUGUAUAUUACAAUUUAAUGUAUUUAGAUUAGAUGUGCGUGUUCAUGAAAUAAAUUUGAAGUUGGUUCUUUACAGCAAUAUAAA